Cladophialophora psammophila CBS 110553 is the source of this 441-nucleotide messenger RNA. RefSeq lists its product as uncharacterized. Gene Ontology annotation, biological process: mitochondrial respiratory chain complex II assembly. The transcript has a single exon. The coding region runs from base 1 to 441 and encodes 146 amino acids. NCBI's taxonomy places the organism in Eukaryota, Fungi, Ascomycota, Eurotiomycetes, Chaetothyriales, Herpotrichiellaceae. Gene Ontology annotation, cellular component: mitochondrion. The record is from RefSeq and is a predicted model, not a curated record.
AUGCCUGCGCCGCCGCGGCUGCCGAGGGAGGAACAGGAGAUUUUCGAGGCGCUCCAGCGCCAGUCGACGGGGGCGUUCUCGACGCCGCGGGUAAAUCAAUCGCCUGACGCGUCGCUCUCGGAAACGGAGGGCGCGCAGGCCCCAAUUGAUGAGCGUGUCGACGGCAUAUCCAGUUUAUCUCCCGCCCCUGGUUUGAGGGACGGGGCAGCGGCAGAAGGAGCACAGCAGCAAGCGGGAUCUCAGGAUAGCUACGGCCACGUUGUGAUCGAUGCGAGUGGUGGAGGAGAAGAAUUACAUCCGAAUCUAGUGAGAGGGGCGCAGCCUGAAUUUGAAGGAGAGAGGAACCCGAAGACCGGGGAGAUUGGAGGACCUAAGAACGAGCCGCUGAGGUGGGGCCCGAGCGGAGAGUGGACUUAUAAUGGGAGGACUACGGAUUUUUAG